AUGGCAACAAAGCAGCAACAUGGGUUGUCAGCGGGUUGGAAAUGGCGCCUGGCAAAUGCGAACGGCAUAACGAAAGCAGAUGACAUUCCAGAUCUCAGGUCUUGGUCUCCGGUCACCGCUUUCCCAUCCGUGGUCCAAAUGGAACUCCUGGCAAAGAAGAUUAUUCCGGAUCCAAAUGUCGGCGAGAAUGAGCGGCAGAUCCAGUGGGUUGGGGGAAUGGACUGGGAAUAUUCGUGCUCUUUCCCGACACCGAAGGGUCUAGACAACUCCAGCAUUGCUGAUUUGGUAUUUGAGGGUCUGGAUACGUUUGCAACUGUCUCCCUGAACGGCAAUGAGAUCCUCAAAUCCGACAACAUGUUUAUUCCACAUCGAGUGGAUGUGACAGGUCAGCUGAAGCCCGAGGGGCAUGACAAUGAGCUUUCUAUACUCUUCGAGAGUGCCCUGAAGAAAGGAAGUGAAUUGGAGGCAAAGUUCGGACCUAGAAAGCAAGUGAUUCGAGACAAAAGGAGAAGCCACAUUCGGAAAGCACAGUAUCACUGGGGCUGGGACUGGGGUCCCAUAUUAGUGACGGCAGGACCAUACAUGCCGAUUCAUCUGGAAACGUACUCUGCCAGGAUCGACGAUAUCUACAUUACUACGGCCCUAGCAGAGGAUCACUCAACUGCCACGCUCACAAUUGCAGUGCAGGCAGUAGGACCCCCUGCCAAGGUAGUCAAAGUCAGCAUUCUCGAUCAAGCCCUUUCACAAGUGUCCAAUGAGCUUACCAUCACCUUGGACGAUUCGAAAAAAGGUUCCGCUACGGUCACCUUACCAGAACCCAAGCUGUGGUGGCCUAAUGGUCAAGGCGCACAGCAUUUAUACAAUGUUUCGGUAUCUCUUCUGGACGAAUCCUCGAGCAAGCUUGAUGCAAGAACGAUGCGAUAUGGCAUCCGGACUAUCAAAGUGAUUCAACGCCCUCUCGACAAUGCUCCCGGCAAGACAUUCCUCUUCAACGUCAAUGGCCGCGAUAUCUUCUCCCAGGGAGGCAACUGGAUCCCUGGGGACAGUCUGUUGCCUACUAUGACACGCGAAAGAUACUUUGACUGGGUUCGGCUCUCUAAGUACCACCACCUCAAUAUGAUUCGGGUCUGGGGAGGCGGCAUUUACGAGACAGAAGAUUUCUUCGAUGCCUGCGACGAAAUGGGCAUGCUAGUGUGGCACGAUUAUGCAUUUGCUUGCGGGGACUAUCCAGUCCACAAGGAAUUUCUGGACAGCGUCAAAGCUGAGGCUGAAGCUCAGACCAUUCGAAUGCGCAACCGCGCCUCACUAGCGCUCCUGUGUGGCGACAACGAAGAUUUCGGGAUCCAGGACUUCUUUGGGGAGCCGUACGAUUUUAAGGAUCACGUAGGGCCCUUUGAAGAUAGCACUUUCCCUGCACGGAAGAUCUUCCUCGACCUUCUCCCCAAGCUCUGCGAGAGUCUGUGUCCGGCGAUCCAAUACUGGCCGUCAUCCCCUUGGGGCGAGGAGGGUGCAAAUGCCAGUGAUACUACAUUCGGCGACCUUCACCAGUGGGCUGUGUGGCACGGACCACAGGAUGCUUACCAGAAAUAUGGAGAACUUUCCGGUCGGUUUGUCUCCGAAUUUGGUAUGCACGGUUUCCCGAUCAUGCGAACGGUUGAUGUUUUUGCGCCUGAUCCAAAGGACCGCCAUCCCCAGUCUCGCAUCAUCGACUGCCACAACAAAGGGCACGGCGCGGAGACACGCAUCGCUCGAUAUUUGUCCGAGAACUUCCGUUAUGAUAUGAAGCUCGAGAAUUUCGCAUACUGCUCGCAACUCUUGCAGAGCGAGGCAUACGGCUAUGCAUUGCGAGACUGGAAGCGGAAGUUUGGGGGCAAAGGUAAAGAGGAGUGCGCAGGUGCAAUUAUCUGGCAGCUGAAUGAUGUCUACCCGGUUACAAGCUGGGCAUACAUUGACUAUUAUCUCCGUCCGAAACCUGCCUUCUAUACGAUUCGACGAAACUUUGCCCCAGUCAGCGUUGGCAUUGAGCGCACACCUCGUUCUCGUUGGAUAAACGAAGACAAGCCACAGGAUUCAUACGUCCCAAAUUUCGCCCUCUUUGCUCAUAAUACCACGCCGGACGAAGUCAAGUGCACUCUAGAACUGAGAGCAUACGACCUCCAUAGUGGAAAAGAUGCUGAACUGGACUGGACAGGGGUGAGCUCCGACGUGACUUUGUCAGCCGGUCACAAUACCGAGCUUGGGAAACUCCAGCCACACGCGUCGUGGACCGAGGAAAGCCUGAUUAUUCUGGAUGCGAGCCUUGUCGAACCAUUGAGCAAGAAGGUGCUAGCAAGAUUCACUGAUUGGCCAGAGCCGUACCGGUACCUGCAAUGGCCUGUCGACACGAAAGUGACGGUUUCCGUUGAGAGCACGAAGGAGGAUCAGACCAAUAGCGACAUCAACGCUACGCACUUUGAGGAUUUGGUGACAGUUACGGCUAAUCAGCCAAUCAAGGGCUGUUGGCUUGAGCCUCUGUACGACGGGAAUGAAAAAGAUGACGAACCAGAACCGCUGUGGGAAGAUAACAUGUUCGAUCUACUGCCAGAACGGGAGGUCAAGGUGGCAGUCAAAGGUCUCCGGGGAAGGAAGGUCAAUGUGCGAUUCCUGGCGGAUUGGGAAGUUGGGCCUGCAAAGGCACAUCUUUGA
Fonsecaea multimorphosa CBS 102226 is the source of this 2685-nucleotide messenger RNA. RefSeq lists its product as uncharacterized. Lineage: Eukaryota; Fungi; Ascomycota; Eurotiomycetes; Chaetothyriales; Herpotrichiellaceae. Gene Ontology annotation, molecular function: beta-mannosidase activity. Bases 1 to 2685 code for a protein of 894 amino acids. Gene Ontology annotation, biological process: carbohydrate metabolic process; glycoprotein catabolic process. The record is from RefSeq and is a predicted model, not a curated record. The transcript is spliced from 2 exons.